Messenger RNA from Cajanus cajan (pigeon pea), 2277 nucleotides. Lineage: Eukaryota; Viridiplantae; Streptophyta; Magnoliopsida; Fabales; Fabaceae. The record is from RefSeq and is a predicted model, not a curated record.
CCCCUACUCAUAUGAUAUUUUUAGUUGAACAUUGGCAUAACGUGGGAGGGCCAAGCAUUAUUUUAAACACCUAUUUUGUUCCUAAAUUCGUAAUUCGUAAAGCAGUGUCGCGAAUUGGAACGAAACCCUUACCACCGAAGACCAAACCCUCAUGUCAUGGGAACGGGACUCUCCAUCUCACGUAAGUAGUUAAUUGCUUCAUCCUUGUCUCACUUGUGCUCUGCUGGAUAAUUAAUUAUAUGUUAGAGAUUGUCAUACCAAGAAACAUCAUCUGCUUUCAACAUUUUAGCUGACUCAAAAUGUAAAAUGUUGUCAAUUCUUAAACACACUGUUAAGCCCUGCAAUGUACAUACUCACUCUCAAAGAGACAAUUCUGGGCCAUAUAAAGAGAUGUUUCAGCCCAAAAUCACUAGAAUCGGUCUAUGCCUCCAUGAUCAAGACUAACACCACCCAAGUUUGCUUCUUGAUCAAUCAAUUUAUAAGUGCAUGUUCAACCCUUUCUUGCAUUGAUUUGGCAACUUCAGCUUUUGCCCACAUGCAAAAUCCUAAUGCUUUGGUUUAUAAUGCGUUGAUUAGAGGUUGUGUUCAUUGCUGUCACUCAGACUUGGCAUUGGUGUAUUAUAUGCACAUGCUGAGGAACAAUGUCAUGCCCACCAGCUAUUCGUUUUCAUCUUUGAUCAAGGCUUGCACUUUGUUGGAGGAUUCGGGGUUUGGGAAAGCUGUUCAUGGCCAUAUUUGGAAAUAUGGGUUUGAUUCACAUGUCUUUGUGCAGACUACUUUGGUUGAGUUUUAUUCGACUUUGGGUGAAGUGGGUAGCUCAAGAAAGGUGUUUGAUGAUAUGCCUGAAAGAGAUGUUUUUGCUUGGACUGUAAUGAUUUCGGCAUAUGUUCGGGAUGGGGAUAUGGCUUCUGCAGGGAGAUUGUUUGAUGAGAUGCCUGAAAAGAAUAUAGCUACAUGGAAUGCCAUGAUUGAUGGGUUUGUAAAAUUAGGGAAUGCCGAGUCUGCUGAGUUUUUGUUUAACCAAAUGCCAGUAAGGGAUAUUAUUUCUUGGACAACCAUGAUGAAUUGCUAUUCUCGGAACAAAAGAUAUAGCGAUGUGAUAGCACUUUUUCAUGACAUGAUCGAAAAAGGAAUGAUUCCUGAUGAAGUGACCAUGACCACUGUCAUUUCAGCUUGUGCUCAUCUAGGAGCCCUUGACUUAGGAAAGGAGGUACACCUUUAUUUGAUGCUGCAUGGAUUUGAUCUUGAUGUAUAUAUUGGGUCUUCACUGAUUGAUAUGUAUGCAAAAUGUGGGAGCAUAGAUAGGUCCCUCUUGGUGUUCUACAAAUUGCAAAAUAAAAACUUGUUUUGUUGGAAUUCUAUCAUUGAUGGGCUCGCAACACACGGCUAUGUGGAAGAAGCGCUAAGAAUGUUUGGUGAAAUGGAGAGGAAAAGAAUCCAGCCAAAUGCAGUUACAUUCAUUAGUAUCCUAACUGCUUGCACACAUGCAGGGCUUAUAGAAGAGGGUCGUCGCAGGUUUACGAGCAUGACCCAGUAUUAUGGUAUAAUUCCUCAAGUUGAACACUAUGGAUGCAUGGUUGACCUAUUGAGCAAAGCUGGUUCGCUUGAGGAUGCUUUAGAGAUGAUCAGAAACAUGGCACUUGAACCUAAUUCUUUUAUUUGGGGUGCCUUAUUGAAUGGGUGUAAGCUUCACAAAAACAUGGAAAUAGCUCACAUUGCUGUUCAGAAUCUGAUGGUUUUGGAGCCAAGUAACAGUGGGCAUUACAGUCUCCUUGUUAACAUGUAUGCUGAAAUAAAUAGAUGGGAUGAGGUUGCAAAGAUUCGAACAACCAUGAAGGAUCAGGGUGUAGAGAAGAGAUGCCCUGGAUCUAGCUGGAUUGAAAUCAAUAAGAGAAUUCAUCAAUUUGCAGCUUCCGAUAUAUAUCACCCUUCUUAUAGUCAACUUCACUUGUUGCUAGCUGAACUGGAUGACCAGCUGAGGCUAGCAGUCUACGUACCUGAAGUGGGGCCUAUUUUAUAAUGAUUUAAGCUCUUCCUAGUAUUAGAAUCCUUAGGAGGAGGACGGAUAUCUUUAUCAAAGAAGGGUUGAGAUUAUAAGGCACUUUAUGCACAGUGAAAAAAUUCAUGAAAAACCUUGAUAAAUCCUUGAAUGGUAUACUCAAAAUAUUUUUUAUGCUCCUUUCUGUCCUGUCAAAUAUUUCAUGUAUUCUGACUGCUGAAGCAGCAAGUCAAAUUAGAUGUUUGUGAAUACACAGCUAAAAUAGAACUUCCUUUUAA